CUCAAACCAACCACAUCACCACCACCACCGACACAACCCAACACAGCACAGCACAAUCAUGGCCCUAGUCGCCUACUCUGACUCCGAAGCCUCCGAUUCGGAACCCGAAACCACCACCACCACCACCACCGCUACCGUCUCCAAGCCCCAACCUCAAUCUCAACCCCCCAAACCCACCACCACCACCUCUUCCUCCUCCUCCUUCCCAACGCUAGUCGACCGCUCCAACCCCCGCAAAAUCCGCAUCGCCCUCGACCUAAAACCCGAAUCCAGCUCUACUUCCACCCCCGGAAAUGACGACACCGCUCCGCGCAAAAAGCCCAAGCUAGGCGGCGGCGCAUUCUCGGGCUUCAAUGCACUUUUACCGGCGCCGAAGAAGCAAACCACUAGCGGCAGCGGCAAUGGGGCGGGGGAGAAAAAAGCUCCUCCCAGGAAGAUCUUUAGUUUGAAGACGGGGGCGACGCCGGGGUUUGAUCGGGAGGCGGAUGCGGAGAUGAGGAGUGAGCAGGCGUUUGGGAUGUUAGGGAAAGAUGGGGAUGCUGAGGAUGGAGAUGGGGAUGAGACGAUACCGAAGGCGGGGAGUUUGAGGGGGGAGGAAUUUGAAGAGGAGUCUAAGGGGGAGGGAUCUGAAUUGAAGAUGAAGCCGGAGGGGGAAGUGAAGUUGAAAGGAAACCCGAUGAUGUUCAAGCCGUUGUCGGUGGGACGGGCGUCGCAGCAGAAGAAGAGGAAGGUGGCUGCUUUGCUUGCUUCAUCUUCAUCUUCAUCUGCUUCAUCAUCGGUGGAGAAUAAGAGCAAGAAGGAGGAACAGUCACAGACCGCACCUGUGCAAGCAGCAGCGCCAACACCAGCACCAGCACCGAAACCAAAAAUCAGCCUCUUCUCUCUCUCCAGCACCGACGACACUCCCUCCACCACCACCACUCAAUCGCAAAGCACAAGCAGCACCUACGAACCCCUCGUCUACACCCCCACCACCUCAGCCCUCCCCGCCGGCCCAUCCCCCGAUCCCUCCCUCACCCCCGAUACCUCAUCAACCACCACCACCACCACCAACACAACCCAAACCCUCACGACCAUCGCCAACGACCUCAACCUCUCCAAAGCGCAACGCCGACAACUCUUCGGCCGCCACGCCGACACCUCCGCGACAUCUCGCGUCCUACAUUUCAACACGGACCGAGAAUACGCCGCGAACCAGGAAAUGCUCCACUCGACGGAUCUGGCCGCGCAGCAACAUAACCCUGUUCGGUCGAUUGCGCCGGGGAAGCAUUCGUUGCAGCAGUUGGUUAAUGCGGCGAGUUCGCAGCGGGAGGCGCUUGAGGAGAGUUUUGCGGCGGGGAGGAGGAAUAAGAAGGAGGCGGGGUCGAAGUAUGGAUGGUAAUCCUUUUUUCUUUUCUUUUUUCUUUUAUGUGUGUGUGUGUGGUUGUGAGUUGAGGGUGCAUGGAUGGAGUUUUGUUGAUUUGGUUUGUUUUAUUGUUUUUCUUAGAAAAGCUCUUGGGAUUGUAUAGGUAUUUUUGUUACUUGGAUUGCGGCCUGCUUCGUACAUGGGGUGAUGUAUGCUCUUGAUCACGAUCUGCUAGUUUUGCUAUACUAAAAGCACUAGUAUUAGAUCGAGUAAAACGGUGAAAUUCUUGUCUAAUGCAAAUC
Molecule: messenger RNA, 1647 nt
Organism: Aspergillus ibericus CBS 121593
Lineage: Eukaryota; Fungi; Ascomycota; Eurotiomycetes; Eurotiales; Aspergillaceae
Product: PRCC domain-containing protein
Exons: 1
Coding region: 59-1381 (440 amino acids)
Cellular component (GO): nucleus
Source: RefSeq, a predicted model, not a curated record